CGGGCGGACACCGGACACACAGGACCCUUCUGCAAUUCAGCGGACCUGAUUGAGGACUGCAGAAUACACACAGGCCGAUGAUGAUGUCGGAGAACUUGGAGCAGAGUGAUGACAUCAGCGUCCUGCCCCCCCAUGAGUUGGAGCCGCCCCCCAGGGAGGAGGACGGACACUGCCCCCUGCCCUUCAGGCUGCAGCUGAUCGACGACCUGUCCUACGAGGACGUGAAGAAGUGCUACAGAGGCUCAACUGUCAGCAAGUACAACUCUCAGUACCACAAACUGUUCCAGACUGUCCCCAAAGAGGAGAUCCUGAUGAAAGUGUAUUCCUGUGCGUUGUUGAGAGACAUCCUGCUGCAGGGUCGCCUCUACAUCUCCAGGAACUGGUUGUGUUUCUACGCGAACCUGUUUGGUAAAGACAUCAAGGUUUCUAUUCCAGUGGUGUCAGUCCGGCUGGUGAAGAAGCACAAGACGGCCGGUCUGGUGCCGAACGGGCUGGCCAUCACCAUGGAUACAGGACAGAAGUAUGUCUUUGUGUCCCUGCUCUCCAGAGACAGUGUCUAUGAUGUCCUGAGGAGGAUCUGCACUCACCUGCAGGUGAACGGGAAGAGUCUGAGUCUGAAGCAGUACCUGGAGGAGCCCAGCUCUCUGUCCAUGGACGAGUAUCCAGAGGUGUUGAAGUGGAGGAGGAAGCCAUCGCUCCCCGCCGUCUCCUCCUCCCUCCCUGACCUGCUGGGAAACUCCUCCCCCGGCCUCGUCGCCGACACACCCUUCAGCCCGCACACGCUCACCAACAGCAGUCUGGAGACAGAGAAGAUCCUGCUGACAGAACCAGUACCUGAACUGGGUCACAUGGAGUACCAGCUGUUGAAGCUCUUCAUCCUGCUUGUCUUCCUGCUGGUCCUGUCCUCCUGUUACCUGGCCUUCAGAGUUUGUCGUCUGGAGCAGCAGCUCAGCUUCCUGAGCAGCCAGCCAACGCUGAGAGAGAGGUGUGGAGAGGUUCCCUGUUGGCUGGCCAAUCAGAGGACGGGAACCUGACGCUGGAGCCAAUCGGAGUGAAGAAGAAGAAACUCUGCACUUACAUAGACUUGCCUUUAGGGGGCGGCGGCUCUCAGGCGGAGACGAGACGACUGCAGCAGCA
Seriola dumerili (greater amberjack) is the source of this 1137-nucleotide messenger RNA. Its product is annotated as GRAM domain-containing protein 2A-like. Gene Ontology annotation, cellular component: endoplasmic reticulum membrane; organelle membrane contact site; extrinsic component of cytoplasmic side of plasma membrane. Gene Ontology annotation, molecular function: phosphatidylinositol-4,5-bisphosphate binding. The coding region runs from base 78 to 1034 and encodes 318 amino acids. The record is from RefSeq and is a predicted model, not a curated record. Gene Ontology annotation, biological process: regulation of store-operated calcium entry. The transcript is spliced from 12 exons. Lineage: Eukaryota; Metazoa; Chordata; Actinopteri; Carangiformes; Carangidae.